AUGGCGGGCGAACAGGGUGCUGGUGGCGGCAUAGAGAGCAAUCGUCGCCAUUUGUCGACAUCGACUCGGGCCAGCGCCGAGAAUGAACCCAUUCAGGAGACCGAGCCCCAGGCGGGCAAGCAGACACAGCAAGAAGAGGCCAAGACACAAUUCCAACAAUCGUCACAAGAUUCCCCCAGGGGCUUUAACCCGCCGUCUAAUACGUCAACACCCCAGACGGCGCCUUUGAUGGCGAGGGCAUCAUCCAAUAGCUCGACAGUCUCAACUCCGAGUGCUCCUACAGACAGCUAUUUUGGGAGCGUCCCCGAGGUCAAGGCACCCGCCCCCCGUAUCUCUCGCCCGAUCGAGCCCCCGGUGACGAAGGUGACUCUGAGCGAGUUGGACGUGUGCAAGAUCAUGCACAACCCCAAGCUGCGCCACGAUAUCAACUUUGACCCCGAAUUGCAUUUCCGACCCAACCUGGAUGGCGACAAGGGCAAGAGGAAACAACACAAGGCCGACCUGUUCUGGAACACUCUGCAGGAGCAGCUCGCCCAGUUUGUGAGGGAACCAGAGGCCUUCUUCGCUGCACACGGCCAGGGAGACGAUUGGUGUCUGCCAUCUUUGCUGAAGGCGGUCAAAGAAAUCAUUCAGACCCUCGUGCCUCAAAGGGACAGGGUUUACUUGGACGAGGGGUUGAAUGUCGACUUGCUGAUGCAGCAGUUCUACAGGGGCAUUGCGGACUUGGAGAAGCUGGCUCUAUGGCUGUCCAGAGUGCUUAAGUCACACUGCGCUCCGAUGCGCGACGAGUGGGUUGACCAAAUGUACUCGCAGCUGAGCAACGGCAACAGGACCAACAAUGUGGAGGAGCUCGUCAAGGGCAUGAAGAGCCUCCUCAGCGUGCUGGAGGCCAUGAAACUCGACGUUGCGAACCACCAGAUCCGCUGCCUCCGCCCCAUUCUUAUCGAGGGAACCAUCCCGUUCGAGCGAAAGUUCUUUGAGAAGAAGAUCCAGGGCAACAAGCUGGACGUCACUCAGGCAAAUGCCUGGUAUAGGGACGCAGAGCAGAGAUACGCCGGCUCCGUGUCGCCAAUCGCCGCUCACUCUUUCGGUGAGAUGUCGGUAUUCUUCGAGGCCAUCUCCCGGCUGAUCCUGCCCUCGGUCUCGGAAAAGGCACUGCCCAACACCUUCAUCUUUGACGAAGAGAGAUUCAUCAAGCUCCGCGCUGACAUGCAAGAUGCUAUCAACCUGGAGGUCUGCAUGCGCAUGUACGACGACCUCGAGAGAGUUGGCCGGUUCAACGCCCCUCUCUUCGCUAGCUCCUUCCCGCAAUUCGACGACGAACCCCGCAGCCGCCCCCUUUCCAUGACACCCGACUUUAACUUUAACACACCUCCGUCUCGCCCGUCAAGCUUGGCCUUCAGCUCCGGCGACUCCGCCACUUCGUCCCCGCGAUCGUCGCUCGUCCUCCCGCCCCAGCCGACAUCCGAUCCCACAGAAUCCCUGAGCAAGGCCCGGGAUCUUUACAACUCUCUCGUCGCGCUCCUUCACACCUCGCCGCCACCUCGCAGGCAUGAGUCCCGGUGGGAGGCUAUUGCUCCUUCGCUGGCUCUUCAGAUCUUCCGCUUCACAAACGCUCCGGCCGACAUGCUGCCGGUCUUCGAGUCCAAGCUCGCCUCGCACGUCUGCGACAUCAACAGCCCUCUCUUCCAGGAGGUUGAGCAGCACUUCCACCACAGACUCCUCAUGGAGCUACAAAAGCGAGUCCGGGAGUACCGCGGUCUGACUGGAGUUGGUCUCUUCACGGUUGCUACCGGUGGCCGCGCCCACGGUUCGGGGCGAUCAUGGAACAGCAGUCCCGACCGUGAGAGCUCCGUCUCGGACAACAGCCGGGAGUCCCGUGAUGAUGGCGGCAUUGAGGACAUGGCGACUCGCCUGGCACACCUCGGCAUUCUCCACUGGAGAGUCUUUGCCGGCCUCGCCUAUACCGAAGACGAACAGGCCGACAGUGUGAUGGAGAUGAACCAGUUUUAA
Messenger RNA from Colletotrichum spaethianum, 2013 nucleotides. Its product is annotated as protein SOK1. The record is from RefSeq and is a predicted model, not a curated record. Bases 1 to 2013 code for a protein of 670 amino acids. The transcript has a single exon. NCBI's taxonomy places the organism in Eukaryota, Fungi, Ascomycota, Sordariomycetes, Glomerellales, Glomerellaceae.